AUGGGCGCUCUGCCCAAGUGUGAAGUAUGCCAGUAUCAUCAUUCCGGCCAGUGCAGAUUAAGGAAAUGUGAGUCUUGUGGGAAGACUGGCCACUCAAAAGAUACAUGCUGGGCUGGUACUGGUGUUGGCCGUAGUAAUCAAAGGGGUUAUGGAAGUGGGAAUGGGAACCGCCAACAGGGAGGAAAUAGCGGGAAUGGAAAUCGUGGAAAUGCUGGGAAUCAAGCUAGUAACCAGGGAGCGAACAUCAAUCGAGGCGGUAAUGGGAACGGUAAUGGUCGAGGACCAGGGUGUUUCAAUUGUGGAGACAUGGGGCAUUUCAAGCGGGAGUGCCCAAAACUCAAUCAGGCACAAGGAAGAGUUUUUAAUAUCGGUGCGAGGGAAGCACGCCAAGAUCCAAAUGUCGUUACUGGUACGUUCCCUAUUAAUUAA
Helianthus annuus (common sunflower) is the source of this 429-nucleotide messenger RNA. Its product is annotated as probable ATP-dependent RNA helicase vasa-like. The coding region runs from base 1 to 429 and encodes 142 amino acids. The transcript has a single exon. Lineage: Eukaryota; Viridiplantae; Streptophyta; Magnoliopsida; Asterales; Asteraceae. The record is from RefSeq and is a predicted model, not a curated record. Gene Ontology annotation, molecular function: nucleic acid binding; zinc ion binding.